AUGGAACAAAGCAGGGAAAAGGGAAAGGCGCUUGCAGCUGAAUCAAUGACCGAACACAAUGAUGAAGUAGGAGAGUCUCAUGCUGUUGUUUUCACAACUCCUAAAGAAGUUUCAACGCUGGGGGAUGCUGAGAUAGAUGAGGCCGGAAAGGAAGACGAAUCUGAAAAAUCCACUGGGCUACAGAAUGAUCAACCUUCAGCCGAUUCUGAACUAAGCGAAACAGGAUGGCAAGGAAUCAAUAGUGCUGACAAGUCAUGUCUUUUUACAAGCGCGGAGAGACAACUAGUUUACGGAGGAUCUGAACAAAAGGAAGCAGUAAUGAUUGGAGAAAUAGUGGGUGCAGAGUUUCAUGAUGGGUAUGUUGUUCCAAAUGUUCCAGUUAAACAUCCCUUUCCAGAAAACUCAGAAUUGGACGACGCUGCAGAAGGUGAAGUUAAUAAGUCUGUGAAAUUGCGAGUUGACUCUGGCAUUUUCACUAGUGCCGAGAAACAUCUUGAAACAGAUGAAGAGAUAAAAGGAGAUAAUAUAACUGCUAAGUCUCAUGUUGUCUCUGAUCUUCUCACUGCUGCCGAGGGCCACUUUCGUCUGAUGGGAGAGUCUGAACCAGAUGAAGCUGAAAAAAGCAGGGAAAAGGGAAAGGCGCUUGCAGCUGAAUCAGUGACAGAACAAAACGAUGAAGUAGGAGAGUCUCAUGCUGUUAUUUUCACAACUCCUAAACAAGUUUCAACUCUGAGGGAUGCUGGGAUAGAUGAGGAGCAUACAUCUACCAACUUUCCUGAUGAAUUUGAUGUCAUCAAUACCACCGAGAGACACUUGAUGUCGCAAGGCGAAAAUAGAGUUGUUGAGCUUCAUGGCGAGUCUGGCAUUGCUACUAUUUCAGAAAGAAAAUUCACUGUGGAAGACUUUAAAGGAGAUCGAUCUGGAAUGAAUGAAGAUAAUAGGACUGUAGAGCUUCAACGUGAUUCUGGCACUUGUAGCCUGGAUACACAUACUCACUUGGGAAAUUAUGUAUCAGGUGGAGGGAACAAACCUAUGGAGUUUUAUGAAGAUUAUGUUGUUUUCACUGACCUGGAGAGAUAUGAGCUUGCUGGAUCUGUUGGACAUUAUAAAGCUAGAGAAAGUGAAGGAAAAGAGGUUGUGCAGUUGUAUGAGAAAUCUGAAGUGUCCACUGGGCCACACAGUGAUCAACCUUUAUCAAAUUCUGAACUAAGUGGAUGGCAAGGAAUCAAUAGUGCUGACAAGUCAGUGAAGAAAAAUAAGCAUGUGGAAUUGCGAGUUGACUCUGGCAUUUUCACUAGUGCCGAGAAACAUCUUGAAGCAGAUGAAGGGGUAAAAGGAGACACCAUAAGUGCUAUGUCUCAUGCUGUGUCUGAUGUUCUCACUGGUGCUGAAGGCCAGUUUCUUAUGGGAGAGUCUGAACCAGAUGAAGCUGAAAAAAAAAACAGAGAAAACAACGAUGUGGAUAUGUUGGGUGAAUCUAACACGUCCUUUAACCUAGAGAUGCACAUGCCGUUUGGAGACUCCGAACUAGAUGGAACAAAAAACAUAAGAGAUUAUACAGCUACCACUUGCGAAGAGUCUUUUGUUUUCAUUUCUCCAGAGAGACGACAACUUCUACUGAACUUUGAACCAUACAGUGCUGGUAAGAAAGAACAAACGGUGGUGGACGACAGUGUGGUUCAGGAAAGUCUUCUUGCAGCUUCGGAUUUCAGAGAAAAUACCAUUGCUGACUCAAGCAGUAGUAUCGCAUCCAAAUUUGUUUACAGCAAUGACUCUAGUGCUGGGAUAGAAACUGCAGGCGCAGAGUUGAUGCCAAAAGGUUCUCAGGUAGAGGAUGUUGCAGGUCUAGAUACUACACAAGGGUCAAAGAAAAGCAGAGAGCAUUUUUCACAUGUUGACUCGUUAAAUCUUUUUGAUUUUGAGAUUGAAGAGGCAGAGACAAUCAUGGAAGCAGAAAGAAAUGUUUCCUUUAGCUCGUAUGUUGCGUUACCAGCCAAAGGUAACUCCGAGACAGUUGACGAGAUUUCCCACGACCUUGAAGGUGCUGGAACCUGUUCCAUGGUGUCUGAAGAAUCUGGUCCUUCCACAGACAAUCAGAAUCAGAUAAGUGAUGCGCUGGAAGAAUUGGCAAUAACAGACAUUAAUGAAGCAGAUGAGCUAACAAAGAACAUUCAAAAAGGCUUCGAGGGAAAUUUCCUGUUGAAUUCUUCAGGUGGCUCCUAUGUCAAUGUCACUGGAAAGACAUGCAUCUUAGUUGGAACGGAGGAUGAAGAUAAAGCAGCUGGUCCUGUUGCUACUGCCUUUGAGAAAACAAUCUCUCUGACCCCUGAUGAAUUUACUGUUCAGAAUAACAUGAAUGAAAAAGAUUUGGAAAUGAUCAGGAGAGAAGCUACUCCUGAGAUUAGAAAGGAUUAUUUAAACAUUGAUGAAACAGGCGCGAUAUCCGAGAUGCAAGUGAGAAGAGAACCAAGCUUGAUUUACAGAACACAAGUGAAGCCUAAAAGGCAUGACAUGAAAGAGAAUGCACCAAACUUGAAGAUUGUGCAUAAUCUUAACGUAACAGCUCCAAGAACAUCAAAGAGACAGCCGCUCCAAGACUUGGGGAAGAACUAGAAGACGAAUCUGCAUAUCUCAUGCACUUAUC
Camelina sativa (false flax) is the source of this 2644-nucleotide messenger RNA. Lineage: Eukaryota; Viridiplantae; Streptophyta; Magnoliopsida; Brassicales; Brassicaceae. The record is from RefSeq and is a predicted model, not a curated record.